AUAAAUUAUCUUGUUGCAGAAAGCUCAAUCGGAAGGAACAAAACAAAAAUUCGCUUCAUUUGAUACAAAACAGCCCGACAGAAUCGUCCAAAAAGAGCAGGAAAAAUCACCAGUACUCGUCCGCGCAGCUAGAAAGAUUCCGGCCAUCUCAACCGAUGGUAAUGCUACUGAUGACCUUUCAGAUGUACAAUCAGAGGCCGAGACAGACGUAAGUAUUUUUACAGAUGGAUAUAGCAGUAACUUGUCACCACAGGAUUCAGGUUUGUCUGAAGAUCCUGUUUCGGAUGGGGAUUGUUCAAGCACAGUGGCUGGUCAAGACCCGAUUGAAUAUAUGACAGAAGUUUACAUGCCGUACAUAAAAUAUCAGAUAAAAGUCAUCGACAUUAUCGAUGGGCUUCAUUUCUUAAAUAAACGAGAUGUUGAAGUAAUUCUCAGUAUACAUAAUUUCUGUGCUUCCGAUGCGUUUGAGCUACUUAUUAAUUCAAUUAAAAAGAGUGACUCGAGGGGGAAAUGGCAAGCUUUUAUUGAUGCACUCGAAGAUUAUGAACACAUAAAACUCCUACUUGAAAAUAAAACUGAGCUUCACCAUCAACAAAACAGCGAGCUUUUAAAACUAGUUGCACCAAACCUAGAAAAAAGAAUGAAACUUCCUGAAUUUCUCGACACUGCAUAUGAAAAGGAGUUGUUGACAGAAGAAGACAGAACAAAAGUAGAGGCAAAAUUAAAGAACUAUGGUGAACAUGCGGCAGCUAGAGUCAUUAUAGAAAACAUUGAUAAACACAAAAGGAACUGGAAUACAGUACUAAUUGAAAUCCUUCAGCAACACCAGUUCUGUUUGUCGGAUAUUGCAGACUUGUUCAAAAUGAUCGAGCAAAAGGAGCCAGACGUGACUACAGAAGGUGCAACAGUACUUUAUAAACGGACAAAAAGCAAGGAGGAAAUGGAAUGGCGUCUUCAACAUUUACGGGACAAACGUUCUGAUUUCUAUCCCGAUGGUGAGAAACAAGAGCGCAAAAGGACAAUGUCUCACGAACAGUCCUCAAGUAGACAAAAAACUCAGCCUCAGGCUCAGGUGAUUCAAGCUGACUGGAAUAAUGAAGUAACUCGACAGGAUAUCCUCAGUCUAACAUUAGAAAUACGAAAACUACGAAAGCUUUUGAAAAGAGAUACGCUAAUUAAACCCGGGGUAGACAAAUAGAAAACAAAGUUUGGGUUUAUUCGUUAUUAUGUACAAACCUUAAACAUGUUAAAGCCGCAAGUAAAUAUACAUUAUGUAUGAUAGUGUUAAGAGUGUUCUGUGCUUCUUGGAAAUCUACCCUUACAUUUUAUCUUUUAGGUAUGUUUCUGAAACGUAUUAAUCUGUGGAAACCUUAUAUGUGUAUAUUAGUCAGAUUUAAUAGUACAGACGAGUCAAUUUUGGAUUCUGAGAAAAGAUGGGAUUUUUUCCUGGAGUUGUUAAUAUGGUGUUACAAAAGCCACUAACAUUGUAACGGAACCGAGUAUCAUAUUUCUUAACUACCUGGGCCUAGAUUUAAUUUAUGUUUUGAAUAUUAUAUACUUUAAAUCGAUAGACAGUUACAGUUAUGUUACCUACCCGGGCUUGGAUUUAAUAACACAUUACUACCUAAACUAUAUAAGAAAAGAAUAGAAAAUAUUUUUUAAGGACGCUCGCUACAGUUUCGUAUUUUUUUUCUCAAUAAUAGAUUUUGAUGAAAUGUUUUGUAUUAAAAGAUCAUUUUAUGAUGUAUUGAAAUACGAAAUAAAAAUACUAGGUCA
Messenger RNA from Mercenaria mercenaria, 1776 nucleotides. Its product is annotated as interferon-induced helicase C domain-containing protein 1-like. Lineage: Eukaryota; Metazoa; Mollusca; Bivalvia; Venerida; Veneridae. The record is from RefSeq and is a predicted model, not a curated record. The transcript has 7 exons. The coding region runs from base 332 to 1198 and encodes 288 amino acids.